AUGCCAGAUUUGUUUCGUGUAGAUAGCUUCUUUCGGUUUCAUGGGAAACUUAUUUCCAAUCCUAUCAGAGCCAGUUCGGACAUUUUACGAGAGAAUGGGUCGCUCUUACAGGCAUGUAUCUCAACUAAAAUUCCACCAGAAUCGUCAACUUGCCCAGGAAUUGAGACUGUAUACAGGGAAACGGUACGAUCCCAUUCUUCUUCUUUCUUACUUGGUGGAAGGGCUUCAGAAGAGACUCAGAGUACUAGUGAGCCAAAUGCAUGCAAAUUCAAUCUGCCUGAGAGCAGUUUUUCUAAAGAUAAAGUUGAUACGGCAACCGAACAGACAUUGGGCGAGAUUGACACUAAUUCAAUAAGUUGCUUCAUUCAUUCCACUGGCAAGUCGACGGCUUUUGGUCCCUUGACGGUAUGCCCUCCGAUAACUUCAGCAGAGCUGCUAGACAGUCAAUCUGGGCGAUUAUUCUCAAUGAGCAGACCUGUAGGUCAACCUGUCAACCGGGUCACACCUGUUAAGCUUCAGCCACCCAUUGUUCCAGCAACAGUGGCACACCGCCAGAAGCCCUCUGUGUGCUUCACUACCAGCACAUUUGAUAUACCUCCGAUUAAAAAUAAAGCAUACUCAAAGUUUCCCAAGACCUUACAUAUGUUGAAGAAUAUAUCUAUGCCAUCACCAAGACGUAGGCACCAUGUGUAUUCACUAUUUAGUUCUCACAGAUCAGAAUCAGGCUCAUGUUCCCCGCGUAUACGACCUAAAUCCAAAUCAUAUAUCUUAUCAGAGAUCAAACCUACUCAAUCAUCUGAAGCCACACAUAAGGUUGAUCUCUUAGCAAACAAGACACCAAAGAUACUGCCACGCCUUUAUGUACCAAAAAAUGAAACAGCUGUGGUCAAGCCUAGUUCAAAAUCCCUAAAAUCCGACCGAAUGGAUCUGUUGUCCAUCAAGGGCAACACUGAUAAGUUGUCUGGUUCCUUGCUUAAACCAGGCCUUUCGAAGGCGAAGAUACAGAAUCAUCACUCAGGACAUUUGGAGGUCAGUGAAAAGCCCUACACUGAGAAGGGUUCUGUAUUUGUUUCCAUUUGGGGGAGUAAUAGCGCGACGCAAGGGCUGAUGAAGUCUCUGCAUCCUUUAGAACCGUGUUCAAAAGCUGUUGAUAUUACCAAGACUUCUAUUCAGAAAAAGAAUAUUGACGCUAUUAGCGCUUCUAUCGGUACCAAAGAUAGUUCUUUUCACCACAUUGCGGGGAUUACUCCUUCGGAACGCAUUGCGUUAUCUUAUAAAAGACAAGAGUCAUCUCAAAUUCUGCCAAACUUGAUUAUGCGUAUUGAGGGAGGUGACAUUCGUGCGCCACAGAAGGACUUGCGGCACGAAACUGGCCCAUUGACCUCUUCAUUUAAGAUGAGAACCUUACACACGGACAGGCAACAGUUAAAUAACUUGUUAGAUUCAAACCCCAUAGCAACCGAUAUAAUGACUACUCCUUCUAAAAAGGUAGAAAGACAGGAAACUCUACUUUGCCACAAAGCUAUUUUACCCAGAUGUCAACAAGUGGUGGGACUCCCUCAAAUUUCACUGUCCGGUGUCUAUAGCACCAAAGAAGGCAUGACUCACUCACUGGCAUCUACGGAAAAAGUUCAACAAUCAAGGAUUUAUUCCUCAUUCAGAGCCUCAGAAAGAGAAUCGCCCUUCGAUUCUUCUCUGGCCCUGGCAUCUCUUUCGGAACCCAUCAACUCUACGUCACAGGCGCAUAACCAUCAGAGCACCCUGCGAUUAUGGAUGAAUCAGUUUAAGAACGGGGGGUACUACUGGGAUAGCCACUCAAAAUAUGAUUUACCCGAUGAUGAAAAUACAAGUAACCUUAUUCAAGGUGCACAGCUGACGACCUCUUUACCACCAUUGAAGUCGUCGAAGUCUGACGCCCAAAUAUUACAUGAGCGCAAUGUGCGUGUAGUGGCACUUCUGGCUCGUCUGAAGAAAAAAAUGCCUGAAAAAUUACACAAGUCACUGUUCAAUGCUGAGGAAAAAAAUACAACACGGCAUGAACCAUUUUUUUUGCCUUCACAGAAUGUCCCUUGUGUUCACAAAGAGCAACCUCUACCUCAGGAAGGGUGUGCCCAAGUACGCGAGGCCCUAUCUCACUCUCUUGCUGAUAAUAUGACCUCUGCUUCAGACAACAAAUUUAUCCACCAGGCGAGUACUCUUAGACAAACUGGUGUCCAUGUUUCCUCGAUGCUGGUGCUUGUUAUUCAACAUAACAAUCAGACUGAGACAAGCUCUCAAUAUGACAGUAAUAGCAGUGAUGAUCAGUCUGGUAGAGAACUCAAAAAAAGAUCAAAUUUAGCAGCCAAUGUGAGAAUCACUUUAAAGGACAAUUACACUCUGAAAGUGUGCAUCCCUUGGGAGCAUCCCAACUUUUUCAGUGUCGACGAGCUUGUGCAAGACACGGGGAAACUGAAACAUCUACAUUCUUCUACUAUAUCUAAUGCGAUAGAGUACAUUUUUGCUGGUGCUAAUGUAUCUAUUCUAUUGUCUUCUACAGAAAAAGCCAAAUCUUGUUCCUUGACAUUAGUGCAGCACGUGUUUGAAUCCUUGGUGAAGCGCAUUCCCCCCAACGCAGCAUUGUCGUGGUCAAUAUGCACCAUGCAUAACGGCCAGAUCAAUCAUUUCAAUCAUAAGGAAACAAAUACAAACACCUACCCAUAUUUAAAAUCAAGCGUGAAGAACCAUUUACCCUGGAUAGCUUUCCAUGCAGAAGUGUUGAAAGGUAUGUCUUUGGAAGGUGCGAAGUGGAUGCAAGUCAAGGACAUUUCUCAGAUAUCUGGGAAACUUUCCAGUACUUAUCAGCAAGUGGAACUUCAUAAAAUGGGUGACCUUUCCAUGCUCAUAAUUUCUUUGGUCCUGAGGCAGGUUAUCAAAGAUAAAGGCAAUGAGACCUUUUCUUCGCUUCUCUUUGUGGAUGCCGGGAUCAAUUGUGAAAUUCUUGACGAUGCCUUGCAUUCCUUAGAUCCAGGUCCUUAUGGUCCACUUCAAAAUAUCCUCUGCAGAUGUACUUUUACUGUGGCCGCAUUUUCGAUAAGUGAUGCAGAUAGCGAUCAUGCUUUAAGAUUGCUUAAUACACAGCGCAGACUAUGUAACAUUGAGGGCUCCGAUACGCACAUGAAACGUACAAAAUCACUGUUAAAAUACUCACCAGAAGAGCUGAUUGACACUGAGAGCCAAAACACACAUAAAAAUAUAGAUAUCCUUACCAUGAAGCCACUCACUCAUCUCAAGAAAUUAAAGGUGCAGCAUUACUUAAUGUCGACUCAAGUUCCAUUAUCUCGUUCAUGCUCCGUUUCAGCAUUUGAGAAUGAAAAGCUAAGAAAGAACUCGAAUACUGUAAAUGCCACUGCCAACUUGUAUUGCGGUGCAGAUUCUAUACAAAAGUUCAGCUGUGUUUCGAACUCGAUAGGGGUUAUCCUCCAGAGCCAAAAACAGAAUACUGGAGAAGUUAAUCCACUACUUUUAUCCGCGUCCUGCCGUCGUAGUGGGAAGAGCAGCGUCAGUCUUAUCUUUGAUCGUCCUGAUGCAUCGGAAUCCUCGACGAACCCUGGCGGUGAUCGUCGAUUUCUUCCAGGGGCCACUUCAAUAGGACCGAAUGGCGGACCAGUAUGGUCAAACUUGUCUGGUAAUAUCAUGCCACACACACGUAUAUCGAAUGGUGCGGAAGAAUCCGCUACAUCUGGAGCUGAUCCGGAAAGCGUCUUGAGCAAGGAUGAUGAUCGUUCUAGCCUUCAGAGCGGCACCAAAGGUGUUAAAAUUAAGGGCAAGGUACCCUCGUUUCAGGGGACCACCGACACUAUGCGACAUGUCCCAGCCUCUACCAAUGUUCGCACUCUGGUUAUUCUGGACUCACACCGUGGCGAAUUGUCGGAUAUUACGUACAAUGACAACGUUGUCUUCGUGACGGCCGAAGAUGACAUUGAGGAUUAUGAAAUGGAUGAGGUAAUUGAGGCGCCGCUGAGGCAGGACCUGAAGCACAUACAAUCGGGGAUUCUCCAACAGCUAUCUGAAACGAUUUGCCGAGGCUGCAACGCGGCUCUACUUUGUGGAGUUAGUCGUGCUUUUCAUGUACCGCCACUAGCUUUAAGUAGCGUCGUGCACUCCAUAUUUGGCAAGCUUAAAAAUGAUGGUAAAGUAAAGAAUAAUGACGGUAUGUGUGGUGGUCUCACUGUAUCCAUAGUGGAUAUUAAGGGAGAGAUGGUAGUGGAUCUUCUAAAGCCCAAUGCCGAACCGCAAAAACUAGUUGUUGCUAUUUCUCCUAUCUUUGGUUCUUGCGUACACGGUGUACACUAUAAACCUGUGGAGGAUUCACACAGUUUCGAACAGAUCCUCAACAGUGCCUUAUCGCAGCUGAGUCUCCUGAGGAACGGGAAGGAUCAUCGAUUUGUCUUCUGCUCUCUUAUUUUUAAGUUUAAACACCCAGAACAGAACGAUGUACUGGUCUGUUCACUCGUGGCGAGUUUAGCACAGCAAAAUGUGGGGCUCUACCGCUCCGUUCUUGAGUGCAACCCCCUUGUACCUCGUGCACUGUUUCAUUACGCAUUGGGUGGGCCCUGUUUUACUGUUGUUCUCAUCGGUAUUGGUGGCAACGAAAAACGAGUCAAAAAGAUGCUCGAUAUCGAAAAGGACCUCCGAAAGGUCAAAAACAGGGCGACUCAUCCUGGGAGCAUCCUCCAGUUUGUUAGCAGUGUCCGCGAAGGUCUCGUUCCAACCCUUGCUGAGAAGCUAAAACAAGCUAUUAGUGAAGAAGAACGGGCUGCCACCUCCAAAGUGAUGCGCCGAGUGGAAGAAAUGAUCAACGACGCGGAGACACUUCUCAAGGACUUUGAUCAUGAACAGCCGAAGGCGUAUCUCUAUGAAGAUGACAACGAACAUCAUGUGGCGACCACUGCUGACACUACCACGAGCAGGUUCCCUACAAAGAUACAGCACACUGUCGAUUUACUACACCGCCACUCUAUAUGCUCUGAGGUGGGCAAUACGACAUCCAGGCACCAACAACUCAUUCGUUUUCCCGAACGCUACUGUAGCCAUGUAGGAUUGUCCAUACAUGGCUCAAAAUUGAAAGAAAUGAAGGAGCCGUGUAUGGGCAAUCGUAUCAAGUCUCUCGUGUGCUUUGACAAGCGUCUUCUUGGUGGAGGCUCGACUGCUGUAGAAGGGAAUAGUGUUCUUGUAUCCACUAAAAAAGGUGCAUGCCGCUUCGAUGUUGAUGAGGUCAUCGUGCGCGAUGGUAAUGAUCAACCUAUCCCCAAUUCUGAGCUUGUAAGUCAAAUGGUGAAGAAGUUUGUCGGUGGGUGUGAUACAGGCUUGGUUGCUGCGGACAGCGAAAGCUGCGCUUUUACUUUGCUUAUCCUACACAAAGUUGUUUGUGAUGUUUUGAUUAGCAUUGAGGAGAGAAGAAGUGGGGGUGAUUUUCGUUAUUUAUCGCAAUUUGGUUCUGAAGCAUCCGUUAACUCUUUGAGGACAGUUAAAGGGGAGUUACAAGUGUCUAUGUCACUUAUCAAGGAUGGGACUGCAACCGAUUUACUAUGUGACAAAGCUAGUGUGCCCUUUCAUAAAUUCAAAAUGGACUAUUCUGUAAUUUUUGGCCCUCUUAUUAAGGACAUCACAAUGCAUUCGGUAAGAACAUCUGAGGAGUUUGAUCAAUUUUUUAGUGUUGCUAUUGAUAAUGCAGACCCAACGCUACAGACGGAGGACCCAGGUGUCAUGGUUAUUUCUUUAAUUCUUACGAACUAUGUUAAUGAAUUCGAUAAGGACGAUAUAUUUGUAUCGACAUUUACUGCUACCACUGUGUUUGAUGCUGUAAAUCACUAUACUAGUGUAUUAGACGAUAGUGCACGUGAACUGCUCGAACUAUUUCGAAAGCCAAUUGGUGGUGUUUCGCACACCAUCGCACUUGUUGGAAUUAGUGAUGAGGACAAAGACACCCACAAGUUUCUGACUGUUCUUGAUAUGCUUGCGCGAAUUGUGAACCUUUCAUCAGAGCCAAACAGUAUGAACAAGCUAAUGCAAGAUAUUCAAUUGAAUAUAUCCAAAUUAAUGGAAUGCACCUCAACAUUGAAGAACUCAGAGGAGGUGGAUCACAUCAAAAAAUGGAUGCAAAUUCUUGAACUAGCGUUUAAUGAUGUGAAGGAGUUUGUUCAGCAUCGAUGGCCUCAGGCACGUUUAGCCGCUCUUGCACUUCCACCCUAA
Phytomonas sp. Hart1 is the source of this 6231-nucleotide messenger RNA. NCBI's taxonomy places the organism in Eukaryota, Euglenozoa, Kinetoplastea, Trypanosomatida, Trypanosomatidae. The record is from the annotation of a GenBank genome assembly.